Messenger RNA from Dentiscutata erythropus, 2076 nucleotides. Lineage: Eukaryota; Fungi; Glomeromycota; Glomeromycetes; Diversisporales; Gigasporaceae. The record is from the annotation of a GenBank genome assembly.
AUGAAUCGGUCUUCAAAAUUUGGUACACCAUGGUCCACUGUCAAAUCUGUGGCUCGUCCAACUAGAAGACUUUUUCAAAAUUCUGGUGCUAGUCGUCGUGGAAAUCUAGUAGGAUUGAAUUUCCUUUUUACUUUAACCGAUCAAGAAAACCUUCGAAUAGCCGUUGAAGAACUUGCAAAACAACCAACUCAACUUCCACAAAUUGAUCAAGUACCUGAUGUCUCUCCGAAUGACCUCUCUCAACAUGGAAAUAAUAAUUCUUCUCUUAGAAAAAAAGGAAAUAAAAAAUUUUUAAUUAGUUUUAAUAAUAAUAGUAAUAAAACUUCUUCAAAUAAUCAAAAGAAACAAAAAUCUUCUACUCCAUCUGUAUUUAUAAUAACAAUUGAAGAUCGAAGUCAAUUAUUAAGUAUACGUAGACAAAUUUCUGACUUCAUAGAAUUUGAUCAGCAGCUUCGUCAUGAAUUUCCAAAAUCUAGACCUACCUUACCUUCAUUAGAUGAUCGAAGAAAAUCAUUUUUAUUACCUCGACAUUUAUUUACUCGUAAAUCUACUGCUGAAAAACUUGAAAGUUAUUUAAGAAAAGUUUUAAGUGAUUCACAUUUAAAAUCUUCAGCUGUUUUACGUGAUUUCUUAAGUGUUAAAUCUGAAAAAGAUACUAUUAGAUGGAAAAAAACUUCAAAUUCAAAUAGUAUUAUAGAUAAUAGAUCUGUAACAAAUGUAGUAUUAAAACCUCAUAAACCUCAUAAACCUUCUAUAGAUGAUUACGAUUUAAUAAAAGUUCUUGGUAGAGGUUGUAUGGGAAAGGUAAUAUUAUCAAGAGAAAAAUCUACAAAUAGAUUAUAUGCUGUCAAAGUUAUUUCCAAAGAGUGGGUGGUUUUUCGGCAAGAGGUUGAUCAUACGAGAACUGAACGAGAUAUUCUUGCGAUUGCUUCCAGAACUUCUCAUCCUUUCCUUAUUAGAUUACGUGAAUCUUUUCAUGAUAGUAAUCAAUUAUUUCUUGUAUUGGAUUAUUAUCCUGGUGGUGAUAUUGCUACUCAAUUAGCUAAAUGGCAUAGAUUUGAUGACGCUAGAUGUCUUUUUUAUGCCGCUGAAAUUGUUCUUGGUAUAGAAGAAUUACAUCGUUUGGGUAUUGUUGAUUUGAAACCUGAAAAUAUUCUUAUCGGUCGUGAUGGACAUAUUGUUCUCACUGACUUUGGUUUAUCAAAACAAUUUAAUCAUUCGUGGCAAAAGACUAACACUUUUUGUGGUACCGCUGAAUACUUGGCUCCUGAAAUAAUACGAGCAGAAUAUUAUACUUUUGCGGUAGAUUGGUGGAGUUUAGGAACUUUGAUUUAUGAAAUGAUGUUUGGUAUAACUCCAUUUUGGGCAGAUGACCAGAAUAGAAUGUAUCAACGCGUAUUAGAAGACGAAUUGGAAUUUCCAGAAGAUAUAAUGUAUGAUGCAAUAAGUUUAUUACGAGGUUUAUUACAACGUGAUCCUAGUCAACGGCUGGGAUGUGGUCCAACGGGUUCGUUGGAAAUUAAAUCUCAUCCAUAUUUUGAUUAUGUUGAUUGGGACGAUGUUUUAAACAAAAGAAUAUGUGCCCCUUAUAUUCCAACUAUCGAACAUGAGAUGGAUCUUAGAAAUUUUGAUGAUGUAUUUGUUACAAUGUCUCCAAAAUUAUCCUUACCGAAACGUGAUGUUCCUGUCGAAAUGCAACAAUGCUUUACAGGAUAUUCCUUCUCGGAAAAUUACAUGGAUUCAAGAUCUGUAAAUACAUUACGUGCUAGUAGAAGUGUUAAUCGUUCUCUUGCUGAUGUUACUUCUUUACAUAGAACUAAUUCUUCCGCUACUCUUGGAUGCGAACGUUAUGAUCGUACUGACCAAGAUUGGAAUAAUAGUAGUUAUGACUUAGAUCAAUAUAUCUCUAAAUGUCCGACUAUUAUGGUUGGUGAUACUAAAUAUCGUAACCAUCUUUAUCUAAACAAAAGGAUUUCUCAAUUCUUGUUGGAUGACUCUCAUUUAAAUUUGGCCGAUAAUUCUUCUUCUUCCUCUUCAACAGUUGAACGUCAAACUGACGUAUAUCCUAAUUCAUGA